AUGACUCGUGUAUUCCCUACGAGGCGUACGUUGCAAUGGAGACGGGGUGCUGAAUCAGGCAACGGAAGAGGGGGAAGGCUACGCGGGAGAGGGGGGGGAGGAUAUGCGGGAGAUGGGGGAGAAGGAUGCACUGUAGAGGGGGGAGAAGGAUACGCGGGAGAGGGGGAAGAAGGAUACGCGGGAGAGGGGGAAGAAGGAUACGCGGGAGAGGGAGAGGUAGGUGACGCGGGAGAGGGGGGAGAAGAAGAUGUGGGAGAGGGGGGAGCAGGGUAUGCGGGAGUGGGGGGAGAAGGAUAUGCGGUAGAGGGGGGAGAAGGAGAUGCGGGAGAGGGUGGCGAGAGAUAUGCGGGGGAUGGGGGAGCAGGAUAUGCGGAAGAGGUGGGGGAAGGAGAUGCCGGGGAGGGGGGAGAAGAAGAUGCGGGAGAGGGUGGAGCAGAGUAUGUGGGAGAGGGGGGAGCAGGAUAUGCAGGAGAGAGAGCAGAAGGAUAUGCUGGAGAUGGGGGAGCAGGAUAUGCGGGAGAGGGGGGGGAACGCUUACAUAGGAAAUGA
Closterium sp. Yama58-4 is the source of this 549-nucleotide messenger RNA. The record is from the annotation of a GenBank genome assembly. NCBI's taxonomy places the organism in Eukaryota, Viridiplantae, Streptophyta, Zygnematophyceae, Desmidiales, Closteriaceae.